Anisakis simplex (herring worm) is the source of this 345-nucleotide messenger RNA. The record is from the annotation of a GenBank genome assembly. Lineage: Eukaryota; Metazoa; Nematoda; Chromadorea; Rhabditida; Anisakidae.
AAUACGACAGCUGGUGACGGUAAUCCGGUGCGGCAUUCGUUAAUUAGUUUAGUGCCAGAAGAGGAUGUGCCGUUAUUGCUGGAAGCGAUGGCCGAAAAGUUGAAUUUCGAAUUCGAAGAUGUGACUUCGACGCCAUCCAGUUCGAAUGAAGGAAUAAUUCACGAUACGAAUGAGCGUCAACAACGCCGUAAAAUUCGUAACGUUAGCUUCAAUCACAUUUUCAUUCUCUUUUCAACGGCUUCGAAGCAUUGCGUCCAUCGAGUAGAUUUGAUUAUUGGUUUGUGCGCAUUCUACGAUCGCAUUCCAUCCAAAUAUCAGGCUUUACAGCGUUGGAAAGUCGAAUGA